Ooceraea biroi (clonal raider ant) is the source of this 2198-nucleotide messenger RNA. RefSeq names its product zinc finger and SCAN domain-containing protein 21. The record is from RefSeq and is a predicted model, not a curated record. Gene Ontology annotation, cellular component: nucleus. Gene Ontology annotation, biological process: regulation of transcription by RNA polymerase II; embryo development. NCBI's taxonomy places the organism in Eukaryota, Metazoa, Arthropoda, Insecta, Hymenoptera, Formicidae. Gene Ontology annotation, molecular function: RNA polymerase II transcription regulatory region sequence-specific DNA binding; DNA-binding transcription factor activity, RNA polymerase II-specific.
UAUAUACAUAAAAAAAUGUACAAAACAGCUAAUUAAAUAAGAUGUUAUUUCUUAACAGUGGAUCAUGAAUGUAAAAGCUCAAACUUCGUAUCAAGAAAUGAAGCAUUAUAUUAAGCAUUAAAUUAAUUAAUUAAUAUUUAUUUAAGAAUGUUUAAUCAGCAAUUAUGAUGAGCGCGAGCAUCUCUAAAAGCAUUCUUAACCUAGAAAUAACUAAAUUGAAAGUAAAAAAAUAUUAUUGAUGCUAAAUUACAUGACGCCUCCGCUUAUUGAAAUGCUGCAUGUAUGUGCCAUAUAGGUGGCGUUCGAAUUCAACGAAAAUGACUUUGGAACAAAGGGAUUGAAGAGCCUUGUUAGCAAUGUAGGCGCACGGAUGGUUUUAUUGCAUUAUUGCGUAUGUUAACGAGACGGUGACGGUGUAUGUGUGUGUCAAUUAUGACACUUUUACAAGUGUAUUUCGCUACGAAUAUUUACAACUAACAUUCUCCUGGCUCAGGCCCUUACUGACAAUUCCUUGAAUGAAAAUGUUAGUAUACAGAAUGUUCAGUCCUAUACAGAUAAAACAUGAAUGUACAACGGUAGAAGACGUAAACACGAGUAAUAGAAUCAACUCCUCAGACAAUUCUAUAUAUCCUAUUUUUAUCAAUCAAGAUGUCGAGUACAAGCACCGCCAGUUAUCCCAGUUUUGGGAGCAGUCGCAGUUAUCUAACGAGAUACCUACAAAGAACGACGUUCACGAUCAGCAGACUAUGUUCCAGGCAGAAAGCACUGGGACAUUACCAUAUGUGAAGGAUUACAUACAAAAUGGGAUAUUUUAUCAAGUUAAUCAAGAAGACGGCAGUAGUCAAAUACAGAUGAACAAUCAGUGUCAUCAGAGUACAAGUAACGUCAGUGCGGUGCAAGAGAACAAACAGUUGUCAUUGCAAGAUUUGCAGAAUGUGAAAAAUAUCACCCAGGCAUUGGCAGUAGAAUUGCCGAGCGGCGUAAGGGCCAGUCGUCUUGGAAGACCGUCGAAAAGUUCCACGGAGGCUAGUACAGGGAAAAAGAUGAAAUGCCAGUGCGAGAUUUGCUUUAAAGAGUUCGGACAUAAAAGUAAUCUGUUUAUACACAUGAGAACUCACAAUGGAGAAAGGCCGUACAAAUGCAGUCAAUGUGAGAAGUGUUUUACGCACAGUGGGAAUCUAGCUAUUCACAUGAGAACACACUCCGGUGAGCGCCCGUAUGGUUGUCAAAUAUGCGGGAAGAUGUUCAGUCACAGUGGAAACCUUUCGACUCACUUGAGGACUCACUCAGGCGUGAAGCCUUACAAAUGCAACGUGUGUGGUAAAGAAUUUCGGCACAGUGGCAAUUUAUCGAUACACGAGAGGAUACAUUCCGGGGUGAAGCCGUUUCAAUGCAAAAUUUGCGGGAAGGAGUUCUAUCACAGCGGCAAUCUGACGACGCACAUGAAGAAACAUCCUUUAAAUGCUAACGCGAACGCAACCGAUUGCGAGAAUGAUCGAAAGCAUAUAUUGCAUACCGCUGUGGACGUUAACGAUACUUCUUCAAAUUACUUAAAUGACGUACCGUUGUCGCUCAGUGAUGACAUUAAAUCGAUGCAUAAUAACAUGGUUCCUAUAAAGAAUGAAAGUACAGAAGAUACUGUAUUAAGCACUAUGGGAAAAUUAACGUCUAGUUGAAGUUGAUUGUAUAAAGUGAAUCAUGUUAAUGAGGGAUUAAACUUUUCAUCAUAAUUUCACGUGAGAUGUGCACGCUAUCGUCUCGCUUGUUAAUAUAGAAGGUGACGAUACUAGUACGUGUGAAGCAGAAAGAUCUUGGGAUUCUACUGUAGUUGCGUAAUAGUUGCUACAUGGUUCACUUUAUAAACAAAGAGGUUUUAAGAACAUAAAGUUUUUUAGUAUUUUUCCGCUCAGUCACUUAUACACUUUUUAACUGAUAUAUAAAGGCAAAAAAUUACCUUCACCUCUAUACCUUCUUGCAGUAUGGUGGUCUUUCUUGAGCCUAAAGUCUAAUACCACCGAGAUUUUACUAACGUAAAAUAUACUCACUUUGCAAGUUUUAUUUAGACCUCUGGAUGUAACUAUGAUCUGUGAUUUUCGAGUUUACUGAAGUAGGAUCUGACGACUGUAGGGAUAAUAUCCUAUAAGAGGAAUCCUUUCAACAUUUAUUUAUAUAAAUAAAUAAUUCAUACAUAUCUCAUA